Teleopsis dalmanni is the source of this 986-nucleotide messenger RNA. RefSeq names its product collagen alpha chain CG42342-like. Lineage: Eukaryota; Metazoa; Arthropoda; Insecta; Diptera; Diopsidae. The record is from RefSeq and is a predicted model, not a curated record. The transcript has 4 exons. The coding region runs from base 79 to 399 and encodes 106 amino acids.
AUUUACUUAAAAUUUUUGAUUUCAUUUUUUUCUUUUUUUAAUUUUCGUAUACAUUAGGGUCCUCCUGGCUUAGACGGCAUGAAGGGCGCACAAGGUGAAACAGGACAAAAAGGAGAACGUGGAGAUCCUGGUCUGCCGGGUACCGAUGGCAUACCCGGUCAAGAAGGUCCACGCGGUGAAAAAGGUUCACGUGGCGAUCCUGGACCACCCGGUAAACGUGGACGCAAAGGUGAUCGCGGCGAUAAGGGAGAACAAGGUGUGCCCGGUCUGGAUGCACCAUGUCCACUGGGUUCUGAUGGAUUGCCAUUGCCCGGUUGCGGUUGGCGACCACCCAAGGACAAUUUAAAAGAAUGGCUAAAGGGCGAGUUCAAUGCAUUACAAAAACCUACAAAAAACUGAAAUUCCACUCCACACGAAGCGGACAUAACAGCACAUCCCCGACGACUGCUACUCUCCCACCAAAAAACAGCUUUAACGGUGCCAACAAAUUAUUUAACAUUAAAUCGAAUAGCAAACGAUUAUUGUACAAUACUAAUUAUAUUUUAAUUAUCUUAGUUGCGCUAAUGUUUUAGAAUUCACAAAAAAUUACAAUUAUUCGCUAGGCUCUAUUAAAGGGAGAAAUUAAUAUAAAAUUAUUAUGCAUUAAAUUUAGUUAAAAUAUGUAAGCAAUCACUUUAUUUUCCACACGCAUACACGUAUAUAUGUGUAUGUAAAUGUUUACCUUUAACUACGUGUUAACAAAUACGGUUUCUCCUGCCACAAUUCCUACCUCACCCAACACAUGUUUUUUAUAUGGACGAUAAAAGUGUCAAAAAUUUCAUCAAACAACCCGAAUUCGCUGUUUCUGUUGUUUUUCGGCGUUGAAGGCAUUAAAUCACUGACGCUGAUGUUGACGUCGAUGUUGACGUUGGCGUUGACGUCGGCAUAAUACAAGCAAAGUUGAUUAUAACUCGAUUUUUGCUAAUUUUCAUUUUUUUUUUACACUA